ACACCAUUUCCUUCUUCAAUCGGCGGUGCGCUCGAGCUCUUAUUUUGACGGCCUGCCAAUCUCUAACCGGAUGUCAUCGGCGCGCGGAGAACGACGCCGGGGCGGAGUCGACUUUGUCCGCGGCGGCCGCUCGCUUUGUUGCCGCGGUUGAGGAAGGAGCGCGUUCGGCCAGCGGCGACCCGAGGAUCGGCGGCGGCGGCGGCCGGGGUACGUUGCUCUCGCGCACGCUUGAAGCCGAUCCUUUCGAAACGCUCCGAAGCGUCAUCUGUCGCGUCUCUUCAAUCGAUGUGAAAUUUCACCCGCCCGCCCGACGCGACGCGACGCGACCGACCGGCUUUUCCGCGCGGCCGGGAUGAGCCGGGCCACCUCCGAGAGCGUCGUCAUGAACGCGCCGGCUCGACGGGUGCGCCUGAAGCCUUGGCUCGUGGCUCAGGUGGACAGCGGCCGUUUCCCCGGCCUGCGUUGGAUGGAUUCGGAGCGCCGACUCUUCCAGAUGCCCUGGAAGCACGCCACGCACGGCGCGCCCGCGCGUCAAGAGGAAAGCUCCAUCUUCAAGGCGUGGGCCCUCGAAACGGGCAAAUUUCAGGAAGGUGUGGACGAUCCCGACCCGGCCAAGUGGAAAGCCAACCUGCGCUGCGCGCUGAACAAGAGCAAAGAGUUUCAGCUGCAGUUCGACGGCACCAAAGAGACGCCCUUCCAAGCCUAUAAAAUUUACCGGGUGGUCAACACAGACGCAGACGCCGCCGCCGCCGCCGACGAUGACGAGAUGCCCGACCUGACGGAGCUGACGCUCGGUAAGCGGAGUCGGCCGUCGCCGCGGAAAGCCACUUUCCGACGUCUCGGUGGCCUUUCAGAGUCCGGGUUCCGCGACGCCGCCUCUUCGGCGUCCGUUCCGCCGGCCCUCCGCGACGCGAACCGGUUCCGGGCGACCGCCGUCACCUCGGAGCCCCCCCGGCAGGAUUUCCCGGUCUUCGAUGGGGUCGGCUUUGAACACCCGGAGGCCGGCGCGGCGGUCCGGGCCCAAGUGGACCCGGCCAACCUGCUCGGUAGCAUCCCAUCGACGGAUCUGGAAGUGAAGUUUGAAUACCGGGGGCGGGCCAUGGGUUCCCUGACCGUCAGCAACCCUCGGGGCUGCCGGCUGUUCUACGGACAGCUGGGGCCCGACCCGCAGCAGGUGGAGCUGUUCGGACCCGUCGACCUGCAGCAGGUCUCCUUCCCGGGGGCUUGCCAGAUCCCGAGCCAGAAGCAGCGCGACUUCACCCAGGCCCUGCUGAGCGUGAUGGACCGAGGCCUGGUCCUGGAAAUCUGGGAGCAGGACAUCUACGCCGUCCGCCUCUGCCAGUGCAAGGUUUUCUGGUCGGGACCCGGCGCGCCCGAUCGCGGGCUGCCCAAUCGGCUGGAGAGGGAGAGGAGGGUCCAAGUGUUCAGCCUCAGCCAUUUCCUACAAGGACUGAUCUUGUACCAGAAGGGCGAAGCUCAGAAUCCCCCGCCCUACGAGAUCUACUUCUGCUUUGGGGAGGACUGGCCCGAUCAGAAACCAAAAGAGAAGAAACUCAUUGUGGUCCAGGUGGUUCCGGUCGUGGCCCGGAUUCUAACAGAAAUGUUCUCAGGUGAGCACAGCUGGUCCAUCGACAGCAUCCGGCUGCAGAUCUCCAACCCGGAUGUCAAGGACCAGACAGUGGAGCAGUUUAAGGAGCUCCAGAGACUCCUCCAGAGUCAAAGCAUCCAAGGACUCUGAACUGCCGCCGCCCCACCCGAAACCGACAUUCCGAGCCCCCCGCCCCGCCCCAACAGGUUCAGAACAGAAGACCGCGUCAAGCGAGACCUGCGCGCGAGCACGCAUCCUUUGCACGCUCGUGCCACCGUCUUGGAUCAGAGCGCGUGUGUGCGUGUGGUAAAGCGACCCUCGGGGUCCCUUUUCAAAUCUGCAAAAACAUUUUUGGAUGAGUGUAUUGACACCUGCGACCUCACUCUUUAGCCAAUAGCAUCAUCCAAUUCAGAACAGCAAAUUGUUUUGAAGCGCUCAUGCGUGGUUGCUGAAGCCGAGCCGUCUAUUUUCAAUGGAAAGGGGAUGAUGUAAUUGUCCAAAAUAAAAAUCAAAAGAUGAUGAUCUUUCCAUAAUGCAUCGC
Hippocampus comes (tiger tail seahorse) is the source of this 2129-nucleotide messenger RNA. RefSeq names its product interferon regulatory factor 5 (gene irf5). Gene Ontology annotation, cellular component: nucleus. The transcript is spliced from 7 exons. Gene Ontology annotation, molecular function: RNA polymerase II cis-regulatory region sequence-specific DNA binding; DNA-binding transcription factor activity, RNA polymerase II-specific; protein binding. The record is from RefSeq and is a predicted model, not a curated record. Bases 353 to 1738 code for a protein of 461 amino acids. Gene Ontology annotation, biological process: immune system process; regulation of transcription by RNA polymerase II. Lineage: Eukaryota; Metazoa; Chordata; Actinopteri; Syngnathiformes; Syngnathidae.